AUGGCUCGCCACUGGCUCUCACGAGCCGCUUCGUUGGCUGGCCUGGGGGUAAUGCUACUGCUGUCUGAAGUCGUGGCAGACGCUCAAAAACCUGGCUAUGAUUUCGUUGAUCCUCUUAUUGGGACUCGCAACGGAGGUCAUGUAUUCGCCGGCGCAAGUCUGCCCUUUGGAAUGGCAAAAGCAGUUGCCGAUAGUACGGAGGAUAAUCAGGGUGGUUUUGCCUCCAACGACAGCCCGAUAUCCGGUUUCUCCCACAUGCACGACUCCGGCACUGGAGGAGCACUGUCGCUUGGAAACUUUCCGAUAUUCCCAUAUCCUGGAUGUCGAGGAGACGACAUCAACGGGUGUGUUUUCCCAAAAGCUAACCGCUCCGUGGUACCUGUUAUAAACAGUGUCUCUGCGCGUCCCGGAUACUUUACUGUCGAUCUCUUGUCCGGUGUCAGGGGCGAGAUUACGGCGACGAACCACACGGCUCUGUACAAGUUCACCUUCUUCGGCAACGCCACUGGGAAUGCGACCGUCGAUGGUCCUCUCAGCCCCCUGUUUAUUAUCGAUCUCACGGAUCUCCCCAAUACCAGGCAAAGUGGCUCGGCCGCGGUGAACCCCGAGACUGGAAGGAUGACGGGGACUGGUCGAUUUGAGCCGAGCUUUGGUCUGGGACAAUACGAUGCGUAUUACUGUGCUGAUUUCCGAGGGGCAACCAUUCGCGAUACUGGUGUCUUUAUCAACACGCGGGCUGGCAACGAUCCAAAGAAUAUCACCGUCGCCAAGGAUAACAAUAACCCCCCUCUGCCUGCUGGGACCUGGCUCUGGUUCGAAGCCUCUGGAAACGAGCCUGUCGAGAUUAUAGCGCGGGUGGGGGUCUCAUUCAUUAGUAUUCAACAGGCUUGCUCGAACUCAGAGACUGAAGUGCCCGACUUUGACUUUGAUGCCACGCUACAGGCAGCCGAACAGGUCUGGCGAGACAAACUGUCGAUCAUCAGCGUCGAUGCUACGGAUGUCGAGGACUCUCUCCAAACUAUUUUCUGGAGCGGCGUUUAUCGUGCCAUGCUAAGUCCGCAAGACUACACCGGGGAGAAUCCGCUGUGGGAGAGCGAUGAGCCCUAUUACGAUUCGUACUAUUGCAUCUGGGACUCGUUUCGAAGCAUACACCCAUUCAUCACACUCAUCGAUACCCAUUCCCAAACUCGAAUGAUUCGGUCUCUAAUUGAUAUUUAUCGUCAUGAAGGGUAUCUGCCAGACUGUCGCAUGUCCUUGUGCAAGGGGUUUACGCAGGGAGGAUCCAAUGCCGACGUGGUGCUGGUCGAUGCGUUCCUAAAGAAUAUCACCGAGGGCGUCGACUGGGAUAUCGGAUACGAAGCGCUGGUCAAGGACGCAGAAAUCGAGCCGCAGGUGUGGGAUCUCGAAGGCCGUGGCGGACUAAGAAGCUGGAAAUCCCUUGGCUAUAUUCCUGCAGACGACUUUGAUCCAGAUGGAAACGGACUAUUCACCCGGAGCAUCAGUCGAACGGUCGAGUAUGCUUAUAAUGACUUUUGUAUCGCUCAAAUCGCCCAAUCCCUGGGCAAGCAGGAUGACUAUGAAAAGUACCUCGGUCGCUCGCACAACUGGAUCAACCUCUAUAAUCCGAGCCAGACAUCUAGCAUUAAUGGCACCGAGACUGGCUUUGCCGGCUUUCUGCAACCCAAAUACCUCAACCAGACCUUCGGUGUCCAGGAUCCCAUCUUCUGCUCCCCGCUUCUCAAUUUCGAGUCUUGCUACUUGAACCCUGGCGGCCACGAAACAUAUGAGGGCAGCUCGUGGCUCUACACCUUUUUUGCGCCGCACGACCACGCAACCCUGAUUGCUACGCUUGGCGGACCCGACGAGUUUGUACGACGACUUGACUAUUUACACGAGAGCGGUCUUUUAUACAUCGGUGACGAGCAGGCAUUUCUACCCAUCUUCCAGUAUCACUAUGCCGGACGUCCUGGAAAGUCAGCUGCUCGCAUCCACAGCUAUAUCCCAUCCCAAUUCAACACGUCGACUGCCGGCAUACCCGGCAACGAUGACUCGGGCGCCAUGGGUUCCUUUGCAGCAUUAUCGAUGCUAGGCAUUUUUCCCAACCCAGGUCAAGAUGUUUAUUUUAUUACCCCGCCAUUCUUUCGUAAAAUAUCCAUUACAAAUCAGCACACCGGCAAGGUGGCCACCAUUCGAGGAACGCUGGAACUUGUACUCGGCCCAAAAGAAAAUACAGCCUGGGGCCACGGCGCAAAUGGGGUCCCUCCAAGCUAUUCGUAA
Pestalotiopsis fici W106-1 is the source of this 2277-nucleotide messenger RNA. RefSeq lists its product as uncharacterized. The record is from RefSeq and is a predicted model, not a curated record. The transcript has 5 exons. Gene Ontology annotation, biological process: glycoprotein catabolic process; carbohydrate metabolic process; protein quality control for misfolded or incompletely synthesized proteins. NCBI's taxonomy places the organism in Eukaryota, Fungi, Ascomycota, Sordariomycetes, Amphisphaeriales, Sporocadaceae. Gene Ontology annotation, cellular component: cytosol; nucleus. Gene Ontology annotation, molecular function: carbohydrate binding; peptide-N4-(N-acetyl-beta-glucosaminyl)asparagine amidase activity. Bases 1 to 2277 code for a protein of 758 amino acids.